Molecule: messenger RNA, 1286 nt
Organism: Canariomyces notabilis
Lineage: Eukaryota; Fungi; Ascomycota; Sordariomycetes; Sordariales; Chaetomiaceae
Product: P-loop containing nucleoside triphosphate hydrolase protein
Exons: 3
Coding region: 275-1138 (287 amino acids)
Cellular component (GO): cytoplasm
Source: RefSeq, a predicted model, not a curated record
CCUGGAGGCAACGCAGGCAGCACAUGUGUACCACUUAGGUGGAUAUGGCAUAGUCUCAUAUGUACUAGCAAAAACACACUUUCCAUUGAGUGAACCUUUGAAUAACAACACGCUGGUAACAGUGCUUGAUAGGCUCCUGCGCUACGCGGUAUUUCAUGGCUUAGCUCAGCCCGGAAUCUCCGUGAUAAACUUCCGUCGUGAGUGAGGUCCUUAGGUCAAGGUAGUUAGUUGAAGGCCAUCGCCGAGUUCGACAGAAGAGACUGGCGCCCGAACCAUGGACCAACGGCGCGCCAUCAUAAUCGGCAUCAGUGGCUGCUCCUCGAGCGGCAAGACGACACUGGCCAGACUGCUGCGCGAUAUCUUUCCCGAGACCUUUGUCUUGCACGAAGACGAUUUUUACAAGCCCGAGUCUGAACUCCCAAUCAAGGAUGGCCUCGUCGACUGGGACUGUCCCGAGGCCAUCUCCAUUCCCGACCUAGAAGCCGCCCUCGAGCACAUCCGCGCAACGGGCACAUUCCCACCCACCGUAGAUUCGAAAGAAGACCAGAACUCCGUCGGCCCAUGUCCCGCCACAGCCGAACAGAUUGCCGCCUGCGCCGCCCGAGUGAGAGAGUGGCUCUCGCCCGGCUGCCCGGGCUCCCUUAUCUUUCCCUCCUCCUCUCACUCGUCUUCGGUGCCUCCUACGUCUAACCCCAACCCGCCGCGCAUCUGCAUCCUAGAUGGCUUCCUGCUCUACUCCCCUCCAGCCUUCAGCCGGGUCAUGUCGCUGCUCGACGUCAAGCUCUUUCUGCGCGUGAGCAAGACCCGGGCCGUGCGCCGCAGGGAACUACGGGACGGGUACGUUACCCUGGAAGGGUUCUGGAAGGACCCCCCGGGCUACGUGGAGAAGAUUGUCUGGCCGGAUCACGUGGAGGCUCACAGCUGGCUUUUUGAGGGUGGUCAGGUCGAGGGGGGUAGGAUGGAUGCUGGCGUGUUGAGGCGCGAGGGGAUAGAGGUGCUGGAUGGGAGCGAGCAUGGGGAGGAUGUGGAGUUUGGGAGGGUGCUGGAGUGGGCGGUGGAGGCGCUUAUAAGGGCGUUGGAGAGGAUUGUGCUGGGGAGAGAGGACGGGGGUACGGAGGUGGGUGUGUAUGGGCUGUAAUGAAAGGCGAGGGGUAACGUGGAUGCGUGGUUGAUUAGAAAGGGGGCGGUGCCGGGUUGGGAAAUUUUCUGGUUGUCUCCUGGCACAGAAUAGAGUAGAUGUCGACCUAGUUCAUACUAGACAGUACGGAGUAGCUGAAUGUGUUGAU